Molecule: messenger RNA, 1596 nt
Organism: Cyclopterus lumpus (lumpfish)
Lineage: Eukaryota; Metazoa; Chordata; Actinopteri; Perciformes; Cyclopteridae
Gene: faslg
Product: Fas ligand (TNF superfamily, member 6)
Biological process (GO): positive regulation of canonical NF-kappaB signal transduction; extrinsic apoptotic signaling pathway via death domain receptors; immune response
Cellular component (GO): membrane
Molecular function (GO): tumor necrosis factor receptor binding
Source: RefSeq, a predicted model, not a curated record
UGUGUGUGUGUGUGUGUGUGUGUGUGUGUGUGUUCGUGCUCUUGCUUUCCUGGAAGCUCGUCUGUGAGGUAUCGGUUUUGGGUUAAUUCUCUCUUCCGUGUCGCUGCCUUCUCUCUACCGGCGUUUUCAAAAAGCAGGGAGGCCGAGAGGGCCCGUCCAUUUCAUGUGGCAGCAGCAGCUUCCCACCAACAAACCUGCGGCGUCACUGUUUACUAACACGCUUAAAUGAAGCCUCUUGAACGCUGAUGGCGUGAUCAUAGUGAUGCAUAUUCAUGCUUCAGAUGUGGCAAACCUGAGAGGGAAAAGCCAGUCAUCUUUCCUUUCUUGGAAUUUGUGAAACGGUGUCUUUUUCUGAUGACCUGGCGGAGGUGUGUGUGUGUGAGGUGUGUGUGUGUGUGUGUGUGUGGGGGGGGGGGGGUCAGCUUCCUCUCCCCUCCACACCGAGCUGCAAGUUUGUGUUGCUGCUCAGUGUUGAACCAGGAAGCACCAAAUGACCCCAAAACGGUGUGAUUUAAAGCUGCAUGUAGUUGUGUGGUUUUAUGGUGAUGCAGCGAGGUGGAGACGGAUGAGUCGACGGCUUCUUGGCUUGUGGGAGGAGCUUGUGGGCGGUGAACGCCUCGGAGGCUGAAGUUUCUUUUAAAAUAACGGAGGUGCUCGGUACACGCCUCCCUUCUCGUGCAGAGGCGACGGAUGCACAGACCAGUUUGUGCACCAUGAGCGGUGAGCAGCAGAGCUACCCGUUCCCUCAGGUGUUCCUCGUGGACGGCGGCGGACCGCAGCACUCCGCCCAGCAGCCGAGCCUCGUGCCAUGCUGGUCCUUCCCGCCGGCCCAGGAGAGGGCGAGGCCCCGGGGGAAGAGCCGGGGCUGCAUGGGGGUCGGACCCGGCGCGGCCCUCGUCGUCUUGAUGCUCUUCCUGCUCGUGUUCGUGUCCCUGGGCUUCGAGGCCUACCAGAUCCACAACAUGCAGGUGGAGAUGAGGGAGAUGAGAAAGGUUACGACACCGGCGGCGGCGGCGGCGGCCGAGUUCCAGACGCCUCAGAAACAGAUCGCUCACCAAGCCGAGGUGAACCGAGAAGACGACGACGACGAAGAGGAGGACCGACCAGCAGCACACGUGAUCGGGCGGAUCGAAACCGAGAAAUUCCCGCGGACGCUGCGCUGGGAGCCGCUGGCGGGCCGGGCGUUCACCGCCGGCGCGGUGGAGUACCGGUUCGAGGACGGCGCCCUGCAGCCCAACGAGAGCGGCCUCUACCACGUCUACUCGCGGGUGGAGCUGAUCUUCAAGGACUGCUCGCCCUCGUCCUCGUUCGUGCACUCGGUGUUCGUGAGGCGGGGGGGGGGGGGCCGCUCGUCACCUUUGACCCUGAUGGAGGCCCACCGGGAGGGCUUCUGCUCGCAGCAGCGGGGCCACGCCUGGACCGCGGAGAGCUACCUGGCCUCCGCCCAUCAGCUGCAGAGGGCCGACAGGGUUUUUGUGAACGUGUCGCACCCCUUUUAUCUCAGUCAUUCACAUUACGCCAACUUCUUCGGUCUCUACAAGAUCUGAGGGUGUGGGUGUGGGUGUGGGUGUGUGUGUGUGUGUGUGUGUGUGUGUG